Puccinia graminis f. sp. tritici CRL 75-36-700-3 is the source of this 1056-nucleotide messenger RNA. RefSeq lists its product as uncharacterized. The coding region runs from base 66 to 752 and encodes 228 amino acids. NCBI's taxonomy places the organism in Eukaryota, Fungi, Basidiomycota, Pucciniomycetes, Pucciniales, Pucciniaceae. Gene Ontology annotation, biological process: maturation of SSU-rRNA from tricistronic rRNA transcript (SSU-rRNA, 5.8S rRNA, LSU-rRNA). The transcript is spliced from 3 exons. The record is from RefSeq and is a predicted model, not a curated record. Gene Ontology annotation, cellular component: nucleolus; preribosome, small subunit precursor.
UGCAACUUUUCACCUUUCCAACUACCACUUCAACGGCUCAGUAAAAACGGACUACUUCCGUCCCCAUGGCUAAAAAACGAGCGCAAAAUUCCAAACGGGCAAGCAGUGCAUUAAAUAUUUCAGAUGGGCCAGUUCUCGGAAUCAGUAAACUAAAGAGUCAACUCCGCCAAGCAAAACGGCUUCUACUUAAGGACGGUCUGAGUCCAGAACUGAGGAGCACCACAGAGAAAAGAAUAGAACAACUGCAGGCGUCGAUGGAGCAUGUUCCAAGUAAAGAACAGGAACGACGAAAUGCGAUCAAGUACCAUCGAAUCAAGUUUUUCGAUCGGAAAAAGGUGGAUCGGCGAUUGAAAAAAGUACUCACUCAACUAGACCAACUCAACUCAACUAAAAACCCGAAGAAAAGUCAGCAGCAGAAGCUCGAGCUUGAAGCCCAACACCUCCGCAUAGACCUGAACUAUAUCCGACAUUAUCCCAAACAUCUCAAAUACGUUUCCCUCUGCCCUGGCGGAGAAUACAAAGAUCAUGAAACCACCACCACCUCAUCACUUCCAGACGCUACCCCAUCAAGCAAGGAGCCCGAUGGACUAAGGAGUUAUGUUCGAAUCUUAAUUCAUCAGUCGAUGGAGUCCGGAACACUGAGUAAAACGCCAGACACAGACGAUCAGAAUGUGACUGAGGAGGCCGAUGAAUUAGAACUUUCUAACGUGGCGGCGGAAGAUGACGAGUUUUUCGAGCAUGAUGGCGAUUGAGGACAUUUGUAGAGCUACGUUGCACAGGAAGCAUUGCAAAUAUUUAUGUGAUCUCAACAUGCCUAAUGACAGAAAUAAGAAGCAGGCAAAUUUCCACAGACAACAGCUUUACCAAGAUUACUUGACAACAUUGUCCAUGUCUAUUUUUGCAUUAACUUCAUCUGUACUUGUAUUUUCGAUUUCUUUUCCUAUUGCACCGCAUCUCUUUGGGCCAAUCCUCUCAGUCUCUUUUCCUCUUUGGCAUGAUAGCAUUCAUGACCAGGAAAAAAGAGACCACUCACCAGCCUGGGAAAUGCUAGCCAUA